AUGUCCGGCGAGCGAUCGUCCAGCUCACCCAUGCUAAUACUGGACAUCAGUGAGGCCGGUCCGGGUGGUGCCUCGAACACCACACCGGUUUACCCGAUAAAGAGGUCGCCCAGUAGCGACUCCCCAUCGAAGCUUGGUGAUCAGAAGUCGCCAACGCAACAACUGCAAAUGUACACCCAGCAGCAGCAGCAUCAGCCACAGCAGCAACAUCAUCACCACCAGCAGUUGCAUGUGCGCGCUCUACCAGAUCUGCAUCCUAUCGGACACUCGAUGGGUCAUCAUCAGAACCCGGAUUUUGGGGUGUUGAUGCCGCAACACUCGGCCAGCAGUGGUAUAGGGUCACCGACGAGUGACGCUUCGAUGUAUCAGGGGUAUCAAGGUGCUGGGCAGAUUCCGCUGUCUUCACUGCCGUGUUAUGGGCAUCAGCACAUGCUGGGACACGCGGAUCAGCCCCACCAGCUUCAUCUCCAACAUCAGACUCACCAACAGCACUCGCUGGACUCGCUACCAUCGAUCCUGGCGUCCUAUUCGGCGACGUGCGAGAGCGCUAAGAAACGCCGCAUGCUCGAUGCGGAUUAUGAUUACGAGUUUGAUCAAAGCUCACUCAGUCCAAAUGGUUCGUAUCAGCCGGAAAAACGGACGCGUUAUGACGCCUACGGUAGUUCGGUGUGGGCUUUCACACCGACUACGACAGUUCCAGCAGAGUACGUCCAUUCGGGUCCUUACACCGGAGUCAGUGGUGAGCUUUUGCUUCCACCAGGAACCGCUUCAAUGCCAAGUGUUCAAGACGAUGAAUCGUCCUCUAAUGGAUCCCGACUCGCCACCCAAACAGCCCACUAUGAGACGGCAUCGCCAGGAGCGUACUACCAAUCGGGUUUUACCUCACGGCCACCACUUCCGGUGUAUCCGCGCGCACCCACCGACAGUACGCCCAACCACAGCCCAACUGGAGCUGACAGUUCGCUAUCGGUUUGUUCCGGUUCUCCAGCCAAGCUGGACGAAUCGAGUUGUUCCGCUGGCAGUAAGUAUGGUUCGGCACCGCCUGCCACCCUACCCAAACGUACAUUAUCUCCAGCGGACACCGGUAAGCAGAGCGUAAAGGGAGAAGAAUCGACCACCAGUACCCGGAAGGACCGGACCGGACGAGAUCGGAAGCGUCCCACCAAAGUGUCGUUCACCUUCGAGGAGGUGCAAUCCCAGCGCGUUAUCGCGAACGUGCGCGAACGCCAGCGUACGCAGAGCCUGAACGAAGCGUUUGCGUCUUUGCGCAAGAUCAUUCCCACGCUGCCGAGCGAUAAGCUGAGCAAGAUCCAGACGCUACGGUUGGCCUCCAGGUACAUCGACUUCUUGUACCGUGUUCUGUCCAACAACGAAAUGCCAGCGAUGCCGGAGGAACAUAAAGCCGCAGCCGGAACCGGCGCCAAUCCGCAGCAGUUCACCGGAAGCGGCAUCCUGGCACACGAGAAGCUCAGCUACCUGUUCAGCGUGUGGCGCAUGGAGGGCGAAUGGAGCAACGGAUCGUCCGGUGGUGAAGGCCCUGAGCUACCCGAUGCUAGCGAUGGUGGUGUCGGCAAGGAAUGACUAGACGGGCGGUUCCGGUUUCGCUGAAUAAAAAACCGGAACCGGCGGUGAAGCGACCAUGAGGUUGAAGUUUUCGCUUCACCUACUCACUAUUCCUAGCGAACGCGAAACGUAAAACGUUGCUAAGCGAGCCGAGAUUCUGCGUGCUAAAACCGGCCUGCGGUGCGGGUUUCGGGCACUAGGACCGUAGAGCGAUUAGGGUGCUACGGCGAUAAGUAUUAUGUGGUAAUGUUAGGAGUAAGCUGUUAAAAUUACGUCGCCUUAAAUUAUCAUUCAAGUGACAAUUUGAGACGAACACACGAGCUUUCAUGUGGCAGCUAGUUUCCAAAGAACAAGUGAGGUUUACCUACACCAAGUCAGCAUUUCUAAAACCGAACACUGUUUGGUUCGUUCGACAACAGUUAAAUGACAUGCUAAUCGACCGAGUUCGAUGCUGAAAGCUUCCCACGAUGCAUUAUUUAUAGGUCAGUUGCGUUAGGGUUCCCUUUUUAAUACUGUGUCUCUUGCCAUACGUUGAGCAUGCGUUAACACUGACGUCCUUCAUCCCUGUUCGAACGCGGCUUUCGAACGGUGGAUAUCAGCAGGACGUCAGACGAGUAGUUUAGACGAGAAAUAAGAAGCUCUUCGAACGACGGUACCUUCGAACGUGUUUCGAAGCUAUCAGUCGCAUUUCUGAAGGCAACAUGAAGCAGGCCCCAGCAGACGUAUUCCUUUCGCCUAAGAGUCCACUAGCAACGUUAAGAUUUAGCUUGUAAGU
Molecule: messenger RNA, 2338 nt
Organism: Anopheles nili
Lineage: Eukaryota; Metazoa; Arthropoda; Insecta; Diptera; Culicidae
Product: protein twist
Exons: 2
Coding region: 1-1581 (526 amino acids)
Biological process (GO): developmental process; regulation of transcription by RNA polymerase II
Molecular function (GO): DNA-binding transcription factor activity, RNA polymerase II-specific; RNA polymerase II transcription regulatory region sequence-specific DNA binding; protein dimerization activity
Source: RefSeq, a predicted model, not a curated record